AUGUCAUUUAAUGUGAAUUGGAAUUCACUAGAGACCGAAUCAUUAAGUUCGUGGACUAAAGAGUUAUUGACAGAUGCAUUAAAUUCGGGAAAGAGACCGAAUAUCCUUGCAUCGGAUAUUCAAAUAAAGGAUUUAAAUUUUGGAAAGGUGGGGCCAAGUUUUGAGAUUUUGGAGAUAGGAGAAUUGGAUAAAGAUAGAUUUAGGGGGAUUUUCAAGAUAAAUUACGAGGGCGAUUUCCAUUUGACGUUGCAUACGAAGGUUCAGGCUAACCCACUCAAGAUCUACAGUUCGAAUUCAUUAGACAGGGAGGUGAAUCAGUUUGAUGAAAUGAACAAUUUUGUGACUCCAGAUUUCCUUCUCUGUAACGAUCCAUUUGCAUUGCCAUUAGAUUUGAAGCUCAGUGAUAUCAAGAUAUCGGGGAUUGGAAUAAUUGUAUUUAGUAAGACCAAGGGGUUAACACUUGUGUUUAGAAAUGAUCCGUUGGACUCAAUUAAGGUAUCCUCAACUUUCGACACGGUACAGGUGUUGGCGAACUUUUUGCAAAAUCAGAUUGAAAACCAGAUCAGAGAUUUAUUCAGAGAAACAUUACCUACUUUGAUCCAUGAAUUGUCCUUGAAAUACACUUCGUUGAACGAAUCAAAUUUCAGUGACUUACAGUCUAAAUUAAAGAGCAAGAUGAACAAUCUCGAUAGUGAAAACUUGGAGAAAAUAUCGAUUAACGAUGGCAAUUCUGAAUUCAGUUAUUCUAGCACUAACUUACGCAAGAAUAUGAAUCUCUUCAAUUCAAGAGAAACACUAAACUUGAAUAUCCCAAAGUUCAAGAACAUUGUACAAAGAUCGCACUUAGAAAAGUUUAACAAACAUUUGCCAAACUUGAUCAGCACAUUAAAUUUAAACCUUAAUUUGCCAGACGUUAACGUCAACACCAACAUUGCCCCAUCUCAAACUAGUAACUGCAUUCCAAUCGAUUUGUUAAUCAACAACAAUGAUAACAUCGAUAAUAUUUUAACAGAAAUCUCCAGCAUUCAAACCAACAGCUAUUACAAUAAAUUGAAUAGUAAUAACAAUGGCGCCAAGCCUAGGAGAAGGGUCGUCAAACUAGGUGGAAAGAAAUCAAAGAAGACAAGUACCACUAAUUCUUUGGAUCAAACCCCCGAAUACAGCGAGGUGUCUACUUUGAUCGAUGAUUCUAUGGAACAUUCCACGAUCGAACAUUCCACAUUUGAAAGCCCCGUCACCUUAGAGCACCCCAUCUCGAUUGAUUUGAAACAACCUAAGCCGAUGAGGGCUAAUAGGGAAAUUAAUAUCGACACUUCAAAACCUAUCCUUUCGCAUUCACAUUUCCAUGCCAACUGUAACUCGAAUACAAAUUCUCCACACCACCCCAAUUCUUCCUUGUUGCGCGGUGUAGGUUUGGGUAAUAAUUACUUCAACUUUACCAGCAACCAACAGAUCUCCACUUCUCACAUUCAAAACGAAGAGGACAGAUUGAUGAAUAAAAAAUCUAACAAUUACAUCGACAUCAAGUCCAUAAAUAACAAAUCCGUUGAUUCAAAGCCUAUUGAACAAGGGAACAAAUUGGAAUUUGAUAAAGCUAGUCUUAGACAUAAUUGCAGUUCGCCUCAGCAUACCAUUUUUGAGGUACCUCCACCACCACCUUAUCAGUAUUAG
Debaryomyces fabryi is the source of this 1671-nucleotide messenger RNA. It is a transcript of the gene MDM34, whose product is annotated as ERMES complex subunit. Lineage: Eukaryota; Fungi; Ascomycota; Pichiomycetes; Serinales; Debaryomycetaceae. The record is from RefSeq and is a predicted model, not a curated record. Gene Ontology annotation, cellular component: ERMES complex. Bases 1 to 1671 code for a protein of 556 amino acids. The transcript has a single exon. Gene Ontology annotation, biological process: mitochondrion organization; phospholipid transport. Gene Ontology annotation, molecular function: lipid binding.